AUGAGUGGUGGAAAGUUUCGCAAACGGGUCCAUACCAAAGGUGCAACACGGGUUCCAAAAGGCUUCGCGUAAGUCGAAAUUUCAGUUUUUUUUUUCUUAUAAUUCUCAUCUUCCUCAAAAAUCGUUUUAAUUUGAUGAUUUUUCAAGAUGCUCGAGCAACCCGACAAAAAAUCGUCACAGAAUCGCAGCGCAAAGCGCUCGUCAAGCCUCGUCUGGCGGUUCAUCGAUGGUAGCGGUCGAUGAUCGAGCUCCAAAUGCAGCGGAUGAUAUGCUCUCGGCACUUCCAAUUGUUGAAAUUCGAAACUUUUGUAUAUUCAAAGUUGUAAAUCACAGAGUGCUAUGGAUAUUGGCGGUUCCUCCUCGAAGAGUAUGAUUUCGGAGGGAGGAAUUUCGCAAAUCUCUGAGUUCACGGCCUGCACGAACCCAGCUUUUGAUCCCGUCAAUCGUAUCUGGAAGUUGGUUUCCUUUCUCAUUUAUAUAUUAAAUACUAUUUUUCCUAACAAAACACGAGCUAGACUGACUUGUUCAGAUCUGGAUCCUCUAUUCAGUCGGAGGUUGUCUCUGUUUUGGCAGCAAUUGCUGAGCUUAUAAAGGAGAAAGAUGGUAUAGACCACCUGGAUUCAUUAAUUUAGAGCUUAAUUUUCAGGUAAGGAAUCAGAUGUUGAGUAUUUUUCCGCCCUGUUGACCGCCUUGGAAGGGGCUUCUCUUGGGAAUGUUCGUAGAACGGCUGCCAUUGCCUAUUUGCUUCACCUGAUCGUGAGGAAGGUACCCAAAGAGGUCCUCCAAUCGCAGUUCACCCGAGCCGUUCAGGUUUUCAUAUAUUUUUUUGAAAUUCUAGAAAAAAGUUGUAGACUUUGUACACGAAAUUGUUGGAAAACGUUGACAGUUCCGAAGGUUCGGCACUGAAAAAUCUGAUUUCUGUGCUUGGGAUCAUUUUGCGAGCUCAGCCUUCUGCCGUCUGGAACGGUGCCAAUACCAGGUUUUUUCAAUUUUUUUCAGAGAUUAAAAAAACUUCCAGCUCAUACUUGUUUUUGCCGAGUUGACAGUCAACUUAAACACAAGCUCAUUUAAUUUUUGAAAAAAAUUUUUCGUUUGAAGACAUUUUUUUCUUUUCUCUUAUUGCUUUUGGAGCCUUGCAUAGCCUUAAUUUGGACUUCGGAAGAAGUUUAUAAAGUUUUCAUUUUUCUGAGUGACUAUCCUGUUUCAUAUUCCAUUUUUUUCAAUUCAUUUACGGUCCAACCACACUGAACACUUUUUGAAAACCAGAAAAUUUCAAUGCUGUAAAUAUAAGAAAUGUUGAACUUCUUUUCCGUUCCAGUUUGAGUGAACCUGAUCGGAAUUACAGGAAAAAUAAGAUUUUGAGGAAUAUUCUCGUGUCGGUAGCGGCUCUGAGCGCCCAUGAGAAGCCGUGGGUGAGAACGAUGGCUCGUCGUGUUCUUCGGGCGGUUCUCACAGACCCAGUCACAGCCACCGACGAUGGUCUUCAUCCAGCUUCUGGCGUCGUCGGCAACUUCAUCCUUCAACACGUUCGCACUUAUACAAGUAAAACAUGGAAUGUUAAAACCUGACUCCAAUCAAAAACUCAAGGCCAAAAAGGAGACAACACGAUGAUAGUUCGCUAUUUCUGCCUUCUGGAAGGUAUCAUGCACAAAAUGCCGUCCUCCCUUUUCGAGAAGCUCGCCGAGCAGCUGCUUGAGUGUUUCGCGCAGUCUGAUCCUAUGGUAGAACGGAAAAAAUGAGUUAUGAAGCAAAAUAUGUUUUAGGUGAAAUGCUCUGCGAUGCAGUGUCUCUACCGGUCUUUCCAAAGACAGCCUUGCGAUUCGGCUCUCCGGACCGAAGCCAAUGUUCUCUUGAUUUCGGCGCUUCGAAAGUUCUGUCCAUCGGCCGCUGACGUCACAAUCACGGCUUAUUGGCUUCAAACUCUCUCCGAAGCUCAUGUCUGCCUGACUGCCAAGGAUUCUGCUAGGUAAAAUUCAUUAAUUUUUGGUCGCAGUGACGUUUAUAGCCAUCCAGCUGACUUUGAAUUGAAUAAAUAUUAAAAAAUGGCUGCAACAUAGAAAAAUUAGCUUCAAAAAGUGUUUUAUAGUUGAACAACUACCUUGAAGUAUUGAUUAAAUAUUAACUAAGAUUAAACAUUUUGUGAGGAUUCAGAUAAUCAAUUAAACGAAAUUAAAAUAAAAUUAGCUUAAAAGUACACUUGUAACUUUUAAAUCGUAUGGAGCCUUUUAUAUAAUCGAGCUGUGAGUUUAUCUAGAAGGAUUUAGGAGAUGAAAAACUAGUUUUAACAUAAAAUGUGCUCCGAAGGAGCUUAAAAAAAAAAUCUUCGAAAAAAAAAACGUCUAGAUCUGUUUUCAGGUCAACACAGAUGCUGAACAGCUCCCUCAGCCUCAUCGUCAAGCUGUUCGACAGCGGAAAUGAUCAAUUGGCCCAGAUUACUUAUCAAGUUGAGCAUUUUCAAGAUUUUAGUCCUCAAUUCAAAAUCAAGGUUCUGACAAGAAUUGUUGAAAACUGUGUGAAGGACGAUGGCGACUGCGGGAAGUACCUUCUUAGCCUCUUGGACGCCUCAAUCACAAUGAAAUCGGCGGCUGUUUGGAAAUUCAUCCUCAGGUUUUCACCAAUUGCUGAAGAUUUUGCACAAGGAAUUUUAUAGAACUCAAAUGAAGUUGUACGAAGUUUGCGGAGAAGCACUGCAAGGGCCCGAGUUCACCAAAUCGAUGGUCUCUUUGGCUCAGUUGAGGCAGAGUGACGAGUGUUUCUGCCGUCCGGAGCUCGAUUUUGUGAGUUUAUCAUUAUUUUUUCGACCUCUUUUUAUCAGAGAUUUUUUUUUUCACCACUUUUUUGUUGGCCAAACUUUUCCAUUAAAUUAAAAAAAAUUUAAAACCAGAGCUGCAUGUAAGCCGAGUCAAGCCGUCAAAAAAAUUGUUUAAAAAAAUUCUGAAUCGAGGAUCAAGUUAUUGAAAAAAAUUCUUAUGACCAAAUUUUAAUCAUUUAACUUCAAAAACCGUGGGACCCUCGGGACCGACGAUUAUUUUUUUUAAAAACUGUUAAUGUUUCGCAUUUUCAAGACAAUCGGCUCGGCCGUUCGUCACGUGGGAGUCGGCCCGGUACUGAACGCGAUUCCGCUGGAAGUCGACGCCGACGCCGCCGUUCUUUCGUCGGAAUUCUCACGAUCCUGGCUUCUGCCCAUUCUUCGCGUCAAUAUCCACAACGCCCCGUUGUCGUUGUUCAUUUCGACGUUUUUGCCGGUCGCUGUCAAGAUUUACAAGUCGGUAUUACUUUUUUUUAUUUUGUUUAAUAAUCGGUCUUAUAGUUUACAAAGAAUAGAAUCUCUUCAAAAGUCUCUUCAGGUGUUUAAAGGAGCGUUUUUUUAUAAAUUUUUAUAGUGAAAUAAAGAAUGAGCGAUUUUCAGCUUCUAGGUAUACACAACAAGCUUUGAAACGCAAAAAUGACAAAAAAAAAAACUUGGAGUUUUCGAUUUUUAGGAGGUUGAACACACUGCACGGUCCGCUGCAACGCGUCUACACGACCUUCCAAUUCCAGCUUUGGGAACUUUUGCAGUCUUUCUGUGAAUCACCGAGCGACCUGGAAACUUCUUUCCCCGAUAUUGCCCCGGUUUUCACCGAUAAAACUGCAAUCUCACCCUUUUUCUAAAUUACAGAUCCUUGGAGCAGCUCUUCGGGAACGCAAGGAUUUGCGAAUGACCGUCUUGGCUUCAAUAAGAAGAGCUUUGAGAUUCUCCAUUCAGCCGGACGCUCCCCCGGAGCGCAGUGAAGUGAGAUUUUCCGCGAUUUCCCGUAGAAAAUAAGGAGUUUUCCAGGUUAUGGGCAGAUUUGCCAAGAACUACAUGCCCAUGCUGUUCAAUAUGUACACGGCCGGCAGUCAAGCUGAGGAGUAUGAUGAUAAAGGCGUCAGGUACUGCGGAAAACUUUAAAAAAGCAGUUCAAACAUGUGCGGAUAUGGUAGAUCAGUGGUAUAUGAAGAGACAACAGAGAAGUCGGAGAGAUUCCGUUGUCUGACGUCUCUUUAGCUAAUUUCAUCUUUUGAAUAUCUCGAGAACUUGGAAAACAUCGAGAAAAAAUAUUAAAAAAAGAUUAGGCGCAAAGUAGAGAUGAAAAAUUUGUGAAAGUGGUAGAUCAAUGUUAUCUGAAGGGAUACCAAAAUGGGAACGUUUUCGUUGUAUGGCGUCUCUUCAGUCACCUUUUUCUUUUGUAAUCAUGAACUUGGCCGGUAAUGAUUCUGAAUAGAACAAGCGCAAAGAAGAGAUGCCAGUGAAACGAGAUAGUCUUCAUUUAUCUGUUUCCCUGUGCUCCCACUAACAUAAAGCUUCCCACUUACAAAAAAAAGUUUGAGAGCCCAUAUUCAAUCUUCUCUCUUCAGAUUGUCUGUCCUUGAAACGAUCCGAGUUUACGCUGAAGUGGCCCCUCAAGAUUUAUUGGACAGUUUUGUCGACAGCGCCAUUUUGAAAUCUCAGGAAAACGGAGAGUCGACCCCGGAAACCGCUCAGAAACAAGUUUGUAAAUGUUUCAAAGGGUCAUAUUUAAUUUUAUGUUUUUAGAACCGCGUUCUUGAUAUUCUGUGCGCGUUAACGCGUAGUGUGGACACCCAAGCGAUAAGUAAAAUCCUGGACGCAAUCCGACAAUGGUUCGACUCAACGGACACGAAUGGAUACCAGAAAAAGGCCUAUAGAAUUCUCGAAGAGAUCCUUCAGAGAAGGUCUUUGAACCUAGCAUUUUCAUGAACCAAUCCUUACCUUUCUAAAGAUCUUCGUCGGAAAUCGAGGUCCUCAUCGAAUCCCGGCAAGAUUACAUUGAAAACGUCGUCAUGAAGCCGCUCAACGCCGUUAAUCCGCCCUCCAGAGCCUCUUAUGUAAAUAUUUUAGUCAUCCCUUAUGGGAAGAAGUUGAUACAGGGACAAUCUUAGAAGGAAAAGAAGGAUCCAAACUUCAAAUAGAUCGAAGGUUCAAGAUCGAAUGGAAAAAAUUUUCUUAAAUGAAACCUUCUCAAUUCAAAAACAAACUACUUCGCAGCUCUUCUCCAUUGAUAUUAAGCUUCACUAACGCCCAAAAAGAAUGUAAUAAACAAUAAUUAACCAAAAAAAUUUUUUUAUCAAAAAUGGUAAUUAUCACUUAUUCUCCCUUUUCCAGUGCUCCUGUAUCCAUAUGUUGUGCGACAAAUUCGAAAAUCUGUCUGGUUUGAGAAGUUUUGCGGAGAAAAUCAUCGACUCCGUGAUCCUUCUUCUUGACAAGGUUUUAUUCGUAGAAGAUCAGAAAAUACUCUGAAAUCCAGGAAAACAACACUCACACGAGGCAAAACGCAAGCAAAUGCCUUCAGUUUCUUUCCGCCAAGAUGAUCGAACUGGGAGCUGAAGACUCGUGAGUUUCAAAAGUUGAAAAAACUCUCAGAAUACCUCGGAGAGGCAAAAAACUGUUCUAAGAAAAAAUCACUCCGCUUUUGGAUUCCCAGUCAGUAUGGCCUCUAUCUUUAAUUCACCUCAAAAAGGAAAAUUAUGACUAAAAGUAAAAAAGCGCAAAAAUUUGUUCAGUAACUCACUUAAGGGUCUUUGCAUCUUUCAAAUGAGGUUUUUUUAAGGGAAUCGCCAUCGAACGUGCUGAACAUCAUUUUCUCGCACAUUUUCGAGAUGACCAAUCCGAAGGAGGGAAAAAACCACGGGUCGAUUGAACUGAACGUUGCCCGGUCGGCUCUGGUCGCCUUGAACAUUUUGACUCAGAAGCAAAUCAAGGUGCGUGAGGGAGCCGAGGAAAAAAAAAUUUCUGAAAGUUCACUUAGAACUCUUAAAUUUGCUUUUCUCGGGUGUGGUAUCACUUCAAAAAUGUUUAAACAGGGUUUUUAUUCAAUUUAUUCAAACGUUGCUCUGUAUUCAUAUCUUGAUCUUGAAGGUUCUCAACGCUACCCUGACGUCACGCGUCGUUUCUCACGCCAGCGCGUGGAUCUCCGACGGCCGGGCCCCCGUCAGAAUCCUGGCGAUUCGUCUGAUGCGCGUUCUCGUCCAGAAACUUCCCGAAUACGCCCUCCAUCAGUACCGCGAGCAGAUUUUGACGACCGUUUUCGAGGGACAGCUCACUUGUGACAUUACUGUUAAGGUAAGGAUUAUGAAAAAGAAUUUGAUUUUUGAUUGUAAAAAAAUAAUUUUGAAAAAGAGCUUGAAACGGGAAAUUUGUUCAUUAUGGCCUUUAUUUUUCGGAAUCCAAAGUAGAGAAAAGUUCAAAUUGGUCAAAAGAGUUCGCAAAAAUAGCUGGUAAAUUGAUAUUGACCAAUCAACCAAAAAGUAGAUCACGGAAAAAUGUUAAAAACUAAUCGAACACUUUAAAAAAACGAUUUUCCAGUUGUAAAUGAUUUUCCCAUUUUCGCCUUGUUUACAGGUGAGGAAAGCGAACCGACUGUUGCUCGAAGUGCUCGUCGAGAAGUUUGGCGUCAAUAUCUUGGAGAAAUAUACGAAAAAACCCGAUUGGAUAAAGCAAAUCAAGAAUAUCGACAAGAUGCGUCGAAGGAAGGAACGAAAGGCUGCUGGGAACAACGAGAAGGACUCUGAUGAAGGUGAGUUUGGGGAAAAAUAAGGAAAACUUAGUUUUAAAUCUUAAGAACUUUCCAAAUCAACUUGACAAUAUCAAAGAGCUCUCCUAGGAAAUUUCAUGCAUUUUAAAAACAAUAUGAGAAUUUCUAGAUGAUCAAAGCAUGAUCAGCGGAUCGCAUAUCAGUGGCCGGACGGCUGGAGCCGACACGAUUUUGGAGCUUCUGGAGGACAGCGACGACGAGAACGAGAGCGACGCCGAGGAAAAGUUGAUGCAGAGAAGUCGGGUCGGGUCGGUGUGGCUACGUGAUGACAUGGAGGGCGACGUGAUGGAUCUCCUCGAUUCCUCCCACCUCAUCAAUAAGGUACAGGAAAAACUGAGUGAUAAAUUUAAAAAGGAACCUCAUGAUUUUAAAAAGAAUAGUUGAAUUCCGGGCCUUUUCGUAAUAUUGAGAAAGGUUGGGGUUAAAAUGGUCCACAUAUAGAAGCCAAAAAAACUUUCUAAAGUAGUAUUUUUUUUUCUUUCUCGAAAGAAAAAGAAGAUUUAUUGGCUCACAUUUAUAUUACGAAGCUUUUUGCAACUUUUAGGAUUAUUUAAAAUGAUUUUUGUUCCAUAAAGAAGUCAGACACCACUUCCGUGGCCUUAAUGGGUAUUUUUUGAAGUCCUUGAUAGAAAAAAAACUUCUCAUCCAUAUUUGGAAAGAGUAAAGACCGUCUUUCCGCUUUUUGCAACUCGUUUUCUGAAAAUAACUUCAUUUCAGGUCACCACAACGGAUCCUGCCCUGCUUGAGAAGAAAAAGAAGAAGAUGCAAGAGCGCAAGGCGAAGAACGAGAGCGGGUUCAAGUUCACCAAAGACGGAAAACUUAUCAUCCUUGAUGAUGGUUUAAUUCCGUUCAGAACUUUUCUCCACAGUGUUCAAAUUUUUUCAGAAAUGGAAGAGAAGAAGAAUAACCGGAAGCGGAAGAACGGCCUCGACGAGCUGGACGACGAUGAAAUGCCGAAAAAAGGGAAAAGACAAAGGGAAGGCAGCGAUUUCGACAGCAACGACGACGAUGAUGAUAUUGAUGGAUUGGUUCGUAUUUUUAUUGGUCUUAAAAAGAUUCAGUAAUUUUUUAAAAAUUCGAUUCGAUUGUCAAACUUUUGAAUAAAAAGUAGCUAAGUGAACUCAAAAAAAUUUUUAGAUUAGAAAAAAGGUUUCUAAUUUAUUUACAAAAAGGGAAAUCGGAAGUUUUAGCAGUUCAACUAGCCUCUAUAGGUAAAUUCAAUGUAUAUUGAUUUUUAAAUUUGAGUUUUUUUAUAUAAACAAAAUAAAGAAUAAAAUUCAAAAAGAAAUAAAUGAAGAAUAAAGUUCAAGUAAUGCACUAUUACAACCAUUUUAAAAAUCAAGUAACAUUUGUCAAUUUUCAAAAAAGGCCUUUCUUGUCUGUGAUAUCGAUAUCUUGUUCCUUUUUCAAUUUUUGCGGACUUUUAUCCCUUUUUCAGGACGAUGACGAGAAAAAGACAACAGUGAGCCGAGCGACGACCUCCAGAACAUUCGGAGGCAAAGGAAUCUACCGCGACACUUCGGCCUCCCAAGUCGGCUCGACGGUCAGGUCGUACAAGAAGCGAAGUCACGACAAAAAGCCGCAGAAAAAGACCGGAGCUGCACUUCAGCCCUACGCCUAUGUUCCUCUUCGAGACAAAGCUGCCAGACAGGUAAAUAUCCAAAAAGUUACUUGAUUUUCUCAAUUUCACCUUUUCAGAAUGUCCGCAAAGUGCUGAAAGCCAAGAGGAAGGUGGGAAGGAAAAACAAAUAG
Molecule: messenger RNA, 8325 nt
Organism: Caenorhabditis auriculariae
Lineage: Eukaryota; Metazoa; Nematoda; Chromadorea; Rhabditida; Rhabditidae
Source: the annotation of a GenBank genome assembly